AUGCCCGUCCCCCUCGCCCUCGCCGCCCCCGCCGCCGCCGCAACGCUGGCCUACCUCAACGCCCGCACCUCCUUCUGGUACGACCGCCUCCUGCUCGCCGCCGCCGCAAAGGCCGCCUUUCGCCUCUUCACCCGCCAGCGUCGCGGCCGCCUCAACCUCUUCUACGUGCUCGAGGAGCGCGCCGCCGCCUCGCCCGCCCAGGACCUGCUCCGCUUCGAGGGCCGCCGCCUGUCCUACGCAGACGUCUACGACCGCGUGCUGCGCUGCGGCGCCUGGAUGCGCGAGCGCCUCGGCGUCGGGCCCGGCGACGUCGUGGCCAUGGUCAUGGUCAACUCGGAUGCCUUCAUCGUCGUCUGGUGGGCGCUCUGGAGCAUCGGCGCGAGGCCCGCCUUCAUCAACCAUAACCUCGUCGGCCAGCCGCUCGCACACUGCAUCGCCGCCGCCGACGCCCGUGUCUGCAUCGCCGACCCGGCCAUGGCCCCGGCGCUCGAGGCCGACGACGUCCGCUCCGCCCUCGCCGCCGCCAAGGAACCAUCGUCGUCCCGAUCCGGCCCCGGCCCCGGCCCCGGCCCCGGCCUCGGCCUCGACGUCGUCGUCCUCACCCCCGAACUCGAAGCCGAGGCCCUCGCCCACGCCCCCGAGCGCGCCCCCGACGCAGACCGCCACGCCGACGACCUCUCCGCCAUGGCCAUGCUCAUCUACACGUCGGGGACCACGGGCCUCCCGAAGCCCGCCGUCGUCUCCUGGGCCAAGUGCAUCGUCGGCGGCACGGUCCCCGAGGUUCUCAUGGCCCGCGGCGGCCCGGACGACGUCAUGUACACGGCCAUGCCGCUCUACCACUCGGCCGCCGCCGUCCUGUCCUUUUGCGCCACGGUCCAGGCCGGCGCCACCCAGGCCCUGGGCCGCCGCUUCUCGGCGCGCUCCUUCUGGGACGACGUGCGCGACUCGGGCGCCACCUCGAUCCAGUACGUCGGCGAGACGCUGCGCUACCUGCUCGCCGCGCCGCCCGCCGGCCUCGACCCGGCCACGGGCGAGGACCUGGACCGGCGCCACGGCGUGCGCGUCGCCUUUGGCAACGGGCUGCGGCCCGACAUCUGGAACGAGUUCAAGCAGCGCUUCGGCGUCGACACCGUCGUCGAGUUCUACGCCGCCACCGAGGGCCCCUUUGCCACCUGGAACGUCAGCCGCAACGACCUGACGGCCGGCGCCAUCGGCCGCAACGGCUGGCUCUACAACGCCCUGCAGCGGCUGCAGGUCGCCCUCGUCGACGUCGACUGGCAGACCGACGCGCCCCGCCGCGACCCGGCCACGGGCUUCUGCGUCCGCGUCCGCCCCGGCCAGCCCGGCGAGAUGCUGUGCCGCCUGCCCGCCGACGACCUCGAGCGCCGCUUCCAGGGCUACUACCGCGACCCGGCCGCCACCCGCGCCAAGGUCCUGCGCGGCGUCUUCAGCCCCGGCGACGCCUGGUUCCGCACCGGCGACGUCACCCGCUGGGACGCCGACGGCCGCGUCUUCUUCUCCGACCGCAUCGGCGACACCUUUCGCUGGAAGUCGGAGAACGUCUCCACCGCCGAGGUCAGCCACGCCCUCGGCCUGCACCCGGCCAUCCGCGAGGCAAACGUCUACGGCGUCGCCCUGCCCCAUCACGACGGCCGCGCCGGUUGCGCCGCCGUCUGCUUCGACCGGAACCCCCCGGGCGCCGACACCCUGCGCUCCCUCGCCGCCCACGUGCGGGCCUCGCUCCCCAAGUACGCCCGCCCGCUCUUCCUGCGCCUCGUCCCGGAGGUUGGCGCCGCCGCCCAGACCACCGGCACCAACAAGCAGCAGAAGCACCUGCUCCGCGAGGCCGGCGUGCGGCCCGAGCCGAGCCCCUGUCCGGGACGCCAUGACUCGGCCAGCAGCGACAUGUACUGGCUCAACGGGGACUCGUACGUUCCCUUUGGCGACGACGACUGGCGCGCCCUGCAGGCGGGGAGAGUGAAGCUGUAA
Messenger RNA from Hirsutella rhossiliensis, 1989 nucleotides. Its product is annotated as AMP-binding enzyme domain-containing protein. Gene Ontology annotation, molecular function: long-chain fatty acid-CoA ligase activity; long-chain fatty acid transmembrane transporter activity. The record is from RefSeq and is a predicted model, not a curated record. Lineage: Eukaryota; Fungi; Ascomycota; Sordariomycetes; Hypocreales; Ophiocordycipitaceae. The transcript has 2 exons. Bases 1 to 1989 code for a protein of 662 amino acids.